AUGAUUCGAAUCAGAAGAAGACAGAACAGACAGAGAAGCAGAAGUAGCUUCAGUAUUUGGCAACUGUGCUGGUUUUUGUUUGCUGUGAUUGUCGUUGUUGUUGGCAUCAGAGAGAUUUAUACAAAUGUGGAGAAAGAAGCGUCUCAACGGAACAGUUGUAUUCAAAAAAGAGAUUUUGAAAAGCAAGAGGAAUACCCGGAAAUUUUUGAUGAAAUUUACGAAGAUAUAAAAAGCUCUUCAACCGAUCAAUUAGAAGAUUCAUUGCCGCUUCCUUCCAAUUGCUAUAUUUACAAAAAUAUUAACGACGCUAGCUGUCUCAAUUUGGGAAUACCAGCAAAAGAAGCUAUUAUCUACUCAAAGUGCUUGGAGUUAGAUAAUGAUCAAAUUUUACAAGGAGGAUGGGAGUUCGACACUGGAGUCAAUUUUUCGAAUCUGAAAAUUAAAGAUUCGUGCGAAAUAAUUGAUAUCUUUACAACGGAAGAAAUGACGUUGGAAAAUUCAAGCAUCUCCCAUGAGAAUCUGCUUCAAUACAUCCUCGGAGGAGUCGUUGGAGGAUUACUGAUUCUGACGUUGCUCAUUUUCAUCACAAUGAAAGUGAUCAUCCCCAAGCUCUGCCCUAGAAAUCCAACCGCCACCAGAGUCAUUCAAAAUCUCGGUGGAACUGUCGUCAUAAACGAGCGAAAUUCAAACUUGCCCGGAAUGGCCGAUCUCCCACCAGAAUACGGUGACAUCGAAAACUACCCGAAAGAUGAUCCAGUUCCCUCCCGACCCCCAAGAGCCGGAGAGGCACAUUCAAACCCUGCUUUUUCUGAUUCAACUACUGUAGUUCUUCCUCCUCCGCAGUAUUCUGAAAUAAAUUCUAAUAGAUAA
Oikopleura dioica is the source of this 870-nucleotide messenger RNA. Lineage: Eukaryota; Metazoa; Chordata; Appendicularia; Copelata; Oikopleuridae. The record is from the annotation of a GenBank genome assembly.